Molecule: messenger RNA, 2493 nt
Organism: Mustela erminea (ermine)
Lineage: Eukaryota; Metazoa; Chordata; Mammalia; Carnivora; Mustelidae
Gene: SPAG4
Product: sperm associated antigen 4
Exons: 11
Coding region: 165-1523 (452 amino acids)
Biological process (GO): nuclear envelope organization
Cellular component (GO): nuclear envelope; meiotic nuclear membrane microtubule tethering complex
Molecular function (GO): protein-membrane adaptor activity
Source: RefSeq, a predicted model, not a curated record
CCGGGCUCAGCUACGAGGGAGGGGUUGAAUCUGGCUGGGGGGCCCGUCGGCCGCACACAGGGUCUGUGGGGUCCUGGCGGCGCACAUCGGUUGAGGGAGAGCCGAGGGCCUUGGCGGCUGCGGCGGCGACUUUGGCGUCCGUGAGAGGGCGCCUCGGGGUCAGGAUGCGGCGGAGCCCCCGCCCGGGCUCGGCCAAGUCCCCUCACAAGCACACGUCCAACUUCUACAGCGACAACAGCAACAGCUCAGUGAGCGUCACCUCGGGGGACAGCAGCGGGCAACGGUCAGCUGGGCCGGGCCCCGGGGAGCCUGAGGGCAGAAGAGCCCGGGGCUCGAGCUGCGGUGAGCCCGCCUUGAGCGCAGGAGUGCCCGGAGGAACCACAUGGGCUGGAAGCUCUCGGCAGAAGCCUGCGCCUCGGAGCCACAACGGGCAGACCGCCUGUGGCGCGGCAACCGUGAGGGGCGGGGCCUCGGAACCGGCUGGAUCUCCCGUAGCCUCUGAGGAGCAGCUCGACCUUCUCUCGACCCUGGAUCUGAGACAGGAGAUGCCUCCACCGCGCGUGUCCAAGAACUUCUUGAGCCUGCUGUUGCAGGUGCUGAGCGUGUUGCUGUCCCUGGUAGGAGACGCGCUGGUCAUUGUAUACAGGGAGGUCUGUUCCAUCCGGUUCCUGCUCACAGCUGUGUCACUGCUGAGCCUCUUUCUGGCAGCACUCUGGUGGGGGCUGCUGUACCUGGUUCCUCCUUUGGAGAAUGACCUUAGGGGAAGUGCCCAGGACAGGGAGCCAACCUCGCUGUGCCAACCUCCCACCUACAGCGAGUACCAUGAGCGUGUGCGCUCCCAGGGGCAGCAACUGCAGCAGCUUCAGGCCGAGCUGGAUAAACUACACAAGGAGGUGUCCAGCGUUCGUGCAGCCAACAGCGAGAGAGUGGCCAAGAUUGUAUUCCAGAGGCUGAAUGAAGACUUUGUGAGGAAACCUGACUAUGCGCUCAGCUCUGUGGGGGCCUCCAUUGACCUAGAGAAGACGUCACAUGACUAUGAAGACGCAAACACUGCCUACUUCUGGAAUCGCUUCAGCUUCUGGAAUUACGCGCGGCCGCCGACAGUUAUCCUGGAGCCAGAUGUGUUCCCUGGGAAUUGCUGGGCUUUUGAGGGCGACCAGGGCCAGGUGGUGAUCCGGCUACCGGGUCGUGUGCAACUGAGUGACGUCACCCUGCAGCAUCCACCACCCAGUGUGGCACACACUGGGGGAGCCAACAGCGCCCCCCGAGACUUCGCAGUCUACGGCCUCCAGGCUGAUGAUGAGACUGAAGUUUUCUUGGGGAAAUUCACCUUCGAUGUGGAGAAAUCAGAGAUUCAGACUUUCCACCUACAGAAUGAUCCCCCAGCUGCCUUUCCCAAGGUGAAGAUCCAGAUUCUAAGCAACUGGGGCCAUCCCCGUUUCACAUGCUUGUAUCGGGUCCGGGCCCAUGGCAUGCGAACUUCAGAGGGGGCAGGGGACAGUGUCACAGGGGAACCCCAUUAAACAUGCUGAUUGUUGGAGUAGAGUGCAGGUCUGUGCUAAAAGCAGCUGGAUCCAUGCUGAUGGGGGUAGGGAGGGUUCUGGUUGCCUUUGGCAUAUAAAUAUGGCGGGAGGGAGUCUACUUUUCAAUCCACCUUCUUAAUUUGGAGAAGUUCAGAUCAGUAAGAUAGCAGCUCAUGUUUAUGGAGUGCUUACCAGGCACAAGAGAUGGUACUCUGGACAUUCUACACAUUAGCUAAUCCUUGUACUUCAGAGGGGGAACCAUUCAGGUCAGGAACUGCUCAAGGUCACACAGCUAGUGAACAAUGCCACAGUGGAACCCAAACCCACCUUCUUCCAGAGGCCACCCUCUUUAACUCAGAGCUGCCAGUCAGCCUUAAGCUGUAUUUGUGCACCUCAGUUCCUACCUCUAUACUCUGGGACAGUCUCCCCAACUCCUACAGGUACAGUUGGAGAAGUUAACUACCCCUUUUCUUGAAUUAAACAUUCAAAAACUAAGGAGACUUGAGAACCUCUAGGAAGCAUCGGAGUCAAAACUGACACAGGCCUUGUAGUCCCAUUUCAGGCUGUCUUUACUACAAGGCCCAGUACAAGUGGUCUAGUGUUCAUCAGUCCCUGCCCUCAGGGAGCCUGACAGGGGAGGGAGGAUGCUCCAGGAAACAAUUCCUUUAUUGAUCCAAGAAUUCUUUACUCUAAGGGUCAAAGUAGAAUUGAAAGAAUAAAAGAUGGAAGAAUCAGGCAUCAAAGAUUAAGGAGUUCUACCUAGGCAAAAAGAAAAGGGGGACCAGCCUGGGCAAAGGAACAUGCACCAUCUUGCCUGUUGAGAUCCUCCCAGUGUGUUCACGCACUGGAAGAAUAUAUAUACAGAUUAUAAACAGUGCUUAGAUCUCUAGGAAGUGGAAAUGCAUACAUAUAUGUGAGAGUGAAGCACAUAUCCAUUUGUUUAAAUUUUUAGGAUAUUACUUUCAUUAUU